Pundamilia nyererei is the source of this 3573-nucleotide messenger RNA. It is a transcript of the gene mdm4, whose product is annotated as MDM4 regulator of p53. The transcript is spliced from 11 exons. Gene Ontology annotation, cellular component: nucleus. NCBI's taxonomy places the organism in Eukaryota, Metazoa, Chordata, Actinopteri, Cichliformes, Cichlidae. The record is from RefSeq and is a predicted model, not a curated record. The coding region runs from base 247 to 1734 and encodes 495 amino acids. Gene Ontology annotation, biological process: regulation of cell cycle; negative regulation of apoptotic process; protein ubiquitination. Gene Ontology annotation, molecular function: ubiquitin-protein transferase activity.
UUUAAAAAGUAGGGGGAGCCAUAUUCUGGCUUCUCAUGCGGAAGUUGAGUAGCCACAGUCAUCAUUUUGAAUCUGUAGUUCAGCUAACUGUCUCCUGGUUGCUAGCGUUAGCUAGUGUUAAAAAGCCAGCAUUUCAGUUUUCCAUACAUCUUUACGAUGCGGACCACCUGUUAAGCCAAUACUGCGCCCGAAGCAAUGUACUGGCUGUGAAGUAAUGUCAGCUCCUCACGCUUUCGUUCGUUUACUAUGAGCUCCCUACCAGCCCAGACUCCGGCAUCAAGCUCGUCAUGCAGGACGCUACCGGGAGAAGGGAAUCAGGUGCAACCAAAAGCUCCUCUCCUGCAAAUACUGCGUGUGGCUGGAGCCCAGGAGGAUAUCUUCACGCUCAAAGAGGUGAUGCACUACUUGGGCCAAUACAUCAUGGGGAAGCAACUGUAUGACAAACAGAGGCAGCACAUAGUCCACUGCCAGGAUGAUCCUUUGGGAGAGCUGCUGGAAGUGGAGAGCUUCUCUGUUAAAAACCCGAGCCCAGUGUAUGAAAUGCUGAAGAAGUAUUUGGUUGUUAUUGACUGUGCUGACGCUGCAGAGAAUCUUUCUGUGGGCCGUGAAUGUGUAGAUGGCGGAGUGGAGGAUCGUGGUCAGAUGUGUGGAGGUGUGGUCAAAGCAGGUUUGGAGGCUGGUAGUGAUGGGCCUCUCCUGCAGACUCCCUCCCAGAGACGACCUCGGGAACCAGAUGAUGACUCUCUUGAAGGUUUGCAACGCUCAGCCUGCAAGCGACCCAAGCUGGAUGUUACUCUGGAUGAGUGGGACCUCUCUGGCUUGCCCUGGUGGUUUCUGGGUAAUCUCCGUAAUAACUACAGCCGCAGGAGCAAUGGCUCCACUGACAUCCACACAAACCAACUGUCUCUUGCACAGGAAGAGGAUACGGCCAUUGUGUCGGACACCACUGACGACCUCUGGUUCCUCACAGAGGGCGAGAGUGAACAGGUGAGUGUGGAGAUGAAAGAGGCUGCUCUGGAAGAAGGCAGCAGAGAAGGAGAGCCUCCACUGGAGGAGGAUGAUGGGGGAAUGAAGGAGGACAAAGCAGACAGAGAAAUGCAGGAGGAGCCAGAUGAAGACUCUCAGUGUCUGAGUGAUGAUACGGAUACAGAGAUCUCCACACAGGAUGCAUGGCAGUGCACAGAGUGCCGAAAAUACAACAUACCUCUCCAGAGGUACUGUGUUCGGUGCUGGGCUCUAAGGAAGAACUGGUAUAAAGAUGUCCCUCGGCUUGCGCAUUCCCUUUCUGUUCCUGACAUCCCAGCAUGCAGCUCACUCAUUACCCACGACGAGGAAGAUGACAGCGACACGGGCAUUGAUGUCCCAGAUUGCAGCAGGACAGUUUCUGAUCCUGUCAUCCUCCCUUCACAUUCCACCGCCGAUCGACCGUUGCCAACAAUGGUAAUGGGAAAAGGCAAAGGUCCGAGGCCCUCUGUCUUCCACAAAGAUGAGCAGCUCUCUGAAGGAGACAGUCAAGAGAAUCUGGGCAUGGAGGUUGAGGACGUUAGGCCUGAGGCGCUGCUAGAGCCUUGCAAGCUCUGUCGAGUGCGGCCACGUAAUGGAAAUAUUAUACACGGACGCACUGCUCACCUGCUUACCUGUUUUCCAUGUGCAAGGAGGCUACAUAAGUUCCAGGCUCCUUGUCCAGGAUGUGGGAAGAUAAUCCAGAAGGUUAUUAAAAUAUUCAUCCUGUGAAGGGCACACAACCCAUCUGUAAAGUCCUGGGGACCUGACCAAAAAAAUCACAAUACAAACUUUUCAACAACAUACAGCUGCAUAGCUCCUAGUGUACCAGUCUUUGCUUGUGGACUCAUAACAUCUCUGCACCUUACUGUCAAAUUUAUAAAGAGACAAAAUAUAGCACUUGGUGAAUCUUGCUCUGUUGCAUGGUUUAUUUGAGUCACACUGCCUCUGAAGUAUUGUUAGACGAAACCUCAGUCUUAACAGUUCACUAUACGAAAUGCUUGUUUUGGUGCCACAUUUAAAUAAGGGACAUACAAAUCCAGAAGUAUUUAUUUAUUUAUUUAUUAAAACUAUCACAUAGGCACACACAGUUUGAGUUAUUUUAUGUUAUGAAGGGUUUGUUUGUUUGUCUUUUGUUUGUUUGUUUUUUUCCCCUCUAAAAGUUUAUGGCUUUUUUUUUCUUCAUUAUUUCUUAUUCAUAGUGCAGUUUUUGGGUGCUGAUUUUUAUUUCUGGAAAUUUUAGGAUGUGCUUCCUUAAGUUUUUCAUUAAUUUACUUUGUCCAUCUGGACAGAAACCGAACAGAGUAAUAAAUGCAGGUAUGCAAGUACAGGUCUCUUUGAGCUGUCCCUUUAUUUGUGGGUUUUGUUUUUUGUCUUAAGCCCUCCUGCAUCUCUUUACAUAACACAGCUCUAAAAUGUAAGUUUUAAAGCAGCUGAACAAAGAAACAAAGUCUAAAUCUGUUUUUAGAUGUUUCAGGCUUGAAAGUUUCCUCCCAAAAUCAAAGUACUCUCAGCACAUGUGAAUGUAUUGUGAAAUACAAUGGUGACUUAAGUCUAGUUUCUUGCAGCCAGAAAUGUAAAUGUAGACCAUAAUGCACAGCUGAAGUAUUAACCGUAAUUGUUGAACCUUGGUAAUUUGUUAACAUGUUCAGUAUGUACAAUUGUCAAACCUCUGACAGCUAUGCCUGCAGUAAGUUAUGUCAUAAUGUUGUUGGUUCGUGUUUAAAUAUUAUAAUUCGGAGUACUUUAGAUUAUUUCUGGAACCUGUUUAAAAUGUAGGUAUUGUAUUUAUUUAUUGUUUUACUUGUGGUCAGCUCGUAGCAAACAGAAAAUGGUGCACUUGUUAAAAAACAAUAAAUCUAAUUUGCAUUUGUAAUUUAAGAAUAGAGAGAAGAAACCGGCUGAGUUACCAGGUGUACCCUCAGUGAAAAUGGCUGCACAGGGGUUAUUUUAAGCGUUACACUGCCAUGUAAUGACUUUAUACAGAAAUGUGGAUUAUAGAGUUUAUUUGGAUUGUUCAGCUUUAUUUGAAGAUUGUGGACCACAUAGAUGGUACUUUUUGAGUGUGUGAACGGUCUUGAAUAAAUACAUUGUUCCUUAUUAUUCAGUGACUUUUAGGCAUUUAACUUUGGCUCUGCGUAACACAGUGUGUAUAUUAAGUGUUUGAGCCGAUGUUUACUUGUGCUUAGUCUUUCCGCCAGGAGGUGGAGAGAGGUUUCAGUCUUGUAACCGUUGCCUACAGAAACUGUACAGUCCCUGUAAUAACAUGUAAUGGAUAUAUAUAGAGCAUGCCUCUUAAUCAGAUCCAGCGCAAAGCUGGUGUCAGAGCUAUAUUAGUAAUGUAAAUGCAAUAAAAGAUGAAUUAUAGAUUGUAACAAGUAUUAGCAUUGUACAUCAAGGGGGAAAAGGCUCCCAUUAAAUACAGACCUCAUGUAAAUGAAACACUUAAUACCAGUGAUACUGGUUGAUUAACACAUCCCAAUUUGUCACAUUAAGACCAUAAUGUUCUAAAACAUGGUGCAGUUAUAGGGUUUUUUGUUAUGGAAUAAACAUGUUUUGUUAAGCGAGAAA